This is a messenger RNA of Aspergillus heteromorphus CBS 117.55, 3356 nucleotides long. RefSeq lists its product as uncharacterized. Bases 486 to 3266 code for a protein of 926 amino acids. The transcript has a single exon. Gene Ontology annotation, cellular component: NuA4 histone acetyltransferase complex. NCBI's taxonomy places the organism in Eukaryota, Fungi, Ascomycota, Eurotiomycetes, Eurotiales, Aspergillaceae. Gene Ontology annotation, molecular function: protein binding. The record is from RefSeq and is a predicted model, not a curated record.
AUCCCAUCCACCCCCGUUCAUCCAUCCCAGCCGGUCGGGUUACCCAUCCUUUUCAUCCUUCUUUGCUCCCUUACCCCGUCCCUCUGUACGUAACCCCAAUUUUAUCGCCCUUUUCUGCCCCGGCUUCUCCAACUUGACACGGUCGCGUCCUGCCGUCCGCGAUCCCUCUUUUUUCUUCUUCAGCCUCCCUUCAUUUUUCUGCGCGGAUGGUCUGUCCCGCCACCCCGACUUUCCCUCUCGCGUUUUGUGGCCUGGGCGUUCAGGUGUCAAUCAAUCGAUCAAUCAAUCAAUCACCCGUCGGUGUUACCAGCUCCCUCCUCGCCGCCGCCGCCGCAGCAACAACAACAAUAACAACAGUAGUACGACGAGCCUUUCUGCCUUCCGACUGAUCUCGCCGUGCCGACCACCUUCCAGCGACUCCUCCCACCGUGGCCCCCAUUCCCAAACCUUUCCCCCCCAGUGGCCGUGUAGACGGGCAAUGGGGGAUGCCUCCUCUAUCGGCCUACACUCCCUUUGAAUCUCUCCUCUUCUUCCAGUCCCUUGCCGCCUUAGAUGCGCGCCCCGCCAACUUCCUGUCCAUCUCCGACGUUCUCCGCAACAAUCCGUUCGUGCGCCAGCAUGACGCCUACGAUGCGGGGAGGCUCAGCCCCGAAGCGUUGGAGGACCUUUACACGACACUGAUACGCGAUGGCCUGGAUGCCGCCCCGUCGCUAGGUCCGAAUGGCCACCAUGCAGAGAGCCCUGGUGCGAACAACCCGAAGAAGCGCAAGAUCAGCAGUCCCCGGCCGGAAGGGCUGACGGACAAGGGACUAAGCCAUACCAGCAUUGUACCGGGCUUGGUGUCGCAUUUGUACGCGAGGUAUAAGGAUUUGAUGACGAGGGAGAUUAGGAACGAGGAGACCAGAUACAGCGAGAUUAGGGAGGAAAUCGAACGGCUACAGCGGGAAGAACAGGAAGCACCUCCGGUGCCCCCAGUCAAGCCUGCACCGCCGCAGCCGAUUGCCCCGGCGAAGCAAGAACCUGCGCCAGAGCCAAUGGCGUUGGACGUCAAAGAGGAGAAGCCUGUCCACCAACCUCAUGCAGAACCCAAGCCUGUCGCGACACCGGCGCCGAGAACGGGUGUGAAGCCGCCUCUGCUGGAACCGCAGCGCAAGGACUCGGAUGCAAGCAAGCCACCGGCGCAGCCUGUCAUACUCCCACCACAAGAACCUCAGCCUUUGCCCGCACAGCCUGCGCCGCCCGUACCGUCCGUGAAGCCCGUGCAGCCCGUCGUGCAGCCCGUCGGACAACCACCGAAGGAGCAGACGAAGAAGAUUCAACCACUGCCUCAGCAGCCUCAGCAACCGCCGCAGCCGUUGCCUCGGCCUCAGUCUACGCCCCAGAAGGCGACCGGCCGGCCGCCUCAGCAGCCACAACCCCCGAACGGAAAGGUCUUCCCAGUGCCUACGCCACCGGCUAUUGCACCUCGAAAUCCUCCUGUGAACCAAGGAGCAGUGAACGUGCCAUUUGUUCCACCGCAAAUACCACCGCCCGCUGCGGCGCCACGUACACCUGGUGUUACGCGCGCUCCUGCUGUCAAGCCUGCGCCAGUUCCACCAAACGUCAAUGUCCCCGUUCCUCCGGCCCUAAAACAACAGACCCCAGCCGCCAAGCCUGUUGGUAAGGAUGUGCCAUCAGUCGCAACCCCUAGCCCGGCACCUCCGCGUCUCCCGCCGCAACCCAGUUUCCAGCAAUGGUCAUUGAAUCAACCUCCGCAAACACCCCAACCAUCCUCCACGCUUCCGAAACCAAAACCCGAACCUACAAACAUUGCUCCUGCUGCGCGGCCGGUUCAAUCUCCUUUCCCUCCACCUACUCCAACCUUCGAGACCAAGAAGGGACCUCAAGGCCUCCGGCCAACGCCGGCUCCGUCAACGCCGGCUCCUGUGCCUGCGGCUGCCCAAACACCACUUCCUACCAUACCAAGACCUCCGUUCCAGACGCCGAUCAACCCUGCUCAAGCGUCAAUCUAUUCACGGCCACCAAGUUCGCGGCCUCCUCGGCCUUCGAUUGACACCAGCGGUUCUCUUACGCCGUGGAAGAAGACCCCUCGGUUGUUGAUUCCCGAUUCGCCUCGCUCCCCCGAUCGGCCACGCCCCGAGGAGAUCAGUCCGAUUAGUGAGAAGGCGCCCUCGUUGAUGGGUUCCCGUGAAGCCACGCCAGAAGAACCCGAACCUCCCCGUCGAAAACGCCGGACUGAUGGCAAGGGCGCUGGAGCUAGCACGGAACAAAGCCUGCCAACUGGCGACUCAGAGAGCAAGGGGACAAAAAGGAAAGCUGAAAAAGCGACGCUGUCGGCUGGUAAGGACCGUGAUAGAAGCACGGCUUCGUCGAGAAGUCGAGGGAGAUCCGUUCUGUCUCGGGACGAAGAUUCCACGGCAAAGAUCAAGCGGGAAGUGCCCAGUACCCCGGCUGGUGUCUCGGAGGCUGCCGAACCCGAACGUCCGUCCGUCAGUCGUCCUGGCAGAGGGCGGCCUAAACGCAAACGCGCCCCUAGCGAGAGCAUGGAAGUCGAACCCGCUCAAUCGGAGUUCACUCAGCUCAGUCGCCUUGAUCCCAACUUGUCGACACCGUACGUGCUAUGCGCACGCAACUUCCCUAGAACCGGAGCUCCGAUCAUGAACGAUGUGACCACACACAAGCAUGCGUCGAUUUUCACCAAGCCUUUGACGGAGCGGGAUGCCCCCGGAUAUCGGGAUCUGAUCUACCGACCGCAGGAUCUGAAGUCCAUCAAGUCGCUGAUCCACCAAGGCAGCCGGGCUGUGGCUGCCGCUACCGAAGCCGCGAACACCCCAGUCGCAGAUGGGGAGUCGCCCGCUCCUGGUGUAGGGACACCUUCCAAGAACGCUGUCCUCAUGCUGCAAAAGACGGAGGAUGUCAUCCCUCCCAAGGGCGUUGUCAACUCCGCGCAGCUUGAGAAGGAGUUGAUCCGCAUGUUCGCCAAUGCUGUGAUGUUCAAUCCCAUCCCUCAACGUGGCUUCGGGCCGGCGUUCCCCAUGACCAGCGACGGCGGGUCCCGGGAGAGCACGCUGGUCCCCGAGCCCGACGAGGGCGGCAUCAUCAAAGACACACUGGAGAUGUUCGAGGAUGUCGAACAAGCCGUGACGAGAUGGCGGGCGGCGGAGCGAACAGCCGACGAGCUGGCCAGCAAAAGCAUCCUCUCGCUCCGACGAGGAAGUGCCAGUGACCUGAACACGGACAGUGCGGACGAAGUCAAGGGAUCAUGACCUACUGCUGUGAUGAUUUAAAACUCCAUUGAUGUAUGAUUACCAAAAGGAAAAUAGAUAACCUUGCAUGAAUUUUGGAAUCAGUGUCCU